AGUAAAUGGAGAAAAAAGAAUACAAUGUGCAACGCCUGCUUUCAAUGGCCGAAUAAUCACCGUGGGAAAAUCUGUAACAACUGUAACACUGUGACAUCAUCAAAAUGGUGGAAAGGUGGCACAGAAUGCAACGCGUGCAAUCAGUACUACAAGAAUCACGGUGGGGAAAAAUGCAAUAACUGCAACAAAACAAUUAAUCUAAAAUCAAACAAAAAAUGGUUGUACAAAGAUUCAGACGGCCAGUUUUGUGUUGAAGAAAAAAGUGCAGACGGGGAAAAAUAUCGAGUGUGCGCAAAAUGCAACUUGAACAUCCGUAGAAGAGAAAGAUGCAAUAACUGCAACAAAACAAUUAAUCUAAAAUCAAACAAAAAAUGGUUGUACAAAGAUUCAGACGGCCAGUUAUGUAAAGAAGAUAAUGGAGACGGGGAACAAUAUCCAGUUUGCAGCAAAUGCAACCUAAACAUCCGUAGAAGAGAAAAAUGCACUAAUUGCAACAAGAACAUUAAACAAAAUCAAACAAAAGAUGCUUACAAAAAUAUGCAGACGGCCAAUUCUGGAUACAAAAAAAUGCAGACGGGGAAAAUUAUGUAGUUUGCACCGCCUGUAACACCAAAAUCCCGUACAAUUUAAUCGAUGUGAAUGAUGAUGCUACAUAACUGUAAAUUUCAUAACUGAACAAUUCAAUGCAAUGUACUGAGUUAGAUUAAGGAACUGUGACGCUAUUUAUUGUAUUGCUGUACAUGAAACGAAUAAAGAAGUUUUAAAUUGAAUUGAGUACUCCUAUCAA
Molecule: messenger RNA, 787 nt
Organism: Macrosteles quadrilineatus (aster leafhopper)
Lineage: Eukaryota; Metazoa; Arthropoda; Insecta; Hemiptera; Cicadellidae
Exons: 5
Coding region: 25-591 (188 amino acids)
Biological process (GO): regulation of DNA-templated transcription
Molecular function (GO): sequence-specific DNA binding
Source: RefSeq, a predicted model, not a curated record